UUCAGGUGCGGCGGUGGGACCGGGCCGCGGCCGGGCCGGGGCCGGGGCGACAUGGCCGAGUCCCAGCUGAGCUGCCUGGACGAGACGCACGUGAACGAGAGGGUGACCGAGGCGCAGGCCGCCUUCUACUACUGCGAGCGGCGGCGGGCCGCGCUGGAGGCGCUGCUGGGCGGCGGCGAGCAGGCCUACCGCGAGCGGGUCAAGAAGGAGCGGCUGCGGGACUUCCUCUCCAGCCAGGAGCGUCAGGCCCUCCGCGCCGCCUGGAGCCCCUACGAGGAUGUCGCCGCCGCCGCCGCCCGGGGCAAGAGUAAGGCCAAGGCCAAGGCCCCGGCGCAGGCCGCGGCCGAGUCCGGCGAGUCCCUGGCCUACUGGCCCGACCGCUCGGACACCGAGGUGCCCCCGCUGGACCUGGGCUGGACCGACGCGGGCUUCUACCGCGGCGUGAGCCGCGUCACCCUCUUCACCCACCCCCCCAAGGACGAGAAGGCGCCCCAUCUGAAGCAGCUGGUCAGGCAGAUGAUCCAACAGGCCCAGAAGGUCAUUGCUGUGGUUAUGGACCUCUUCACCGAUGGCGAGAUCUUCCAAGACAUUGUGGAUGCCGCCUCUAAGCGCCGGGUCCCAGUGUACAUCAUCCUGGACGAGGCGGGCGUGAGCUACUUCCUGGAGAUGUGUCAGGGCCUGGAGCUCCCUGACUUCCGUGUUCGGAAUAUCCGUGUCCGCUCUGUGACAGGUGUGGGCUUCUACAUGCCCAUGGGGAAGAUCAAGGGGACCCUGUCAUCAAAGUUCCUCAUGGUAGAUGGGGACAAAGUAGCCACUGGAUCCUUCAGCUUCACCUGGAGUUCCUCCCACGUGGACAGGAACCUCCUCCUCCUCCUGACGGGGCAGCAUGUGGAGCCCUUCGAUGUGGAGUUCCGGGAGCUGUAUGCCAUCUCCGAGGAGGUGAACUUGUACCAGCAGCUGGGCCUGGCAGGAGGCGCUGGCAGGCCUGGCCUCCACUACUCCUCCACCGUGGCGCGCAAGCUGAUCAACCCCAAGUAUGCCCUGGUGGCGGGCAGCCGCCCCCCGCCCGGGGAGAUGAUGCGCUGGGCCGCCCGGCAGCAGCAAGAGGCCAGCGGCCGCGCCGAGGGGCAGGAGGAGGGCAGCAAGGGCGAGUCGGCCCGGCGCCUGGAGAGCUUCCUGCAUGACCUGGCCACCCUGGAGCAGGUGCUGCCCCCCGUGGAGCCAGUUCCCCUGGGAGAACUGAGUCGGAGGGACGGCCGGGGGGCCUCCCACCCGCACACGGACCUGAAGUCCAGACCCCGAGAGGCCCUUGCCCGACACAGCAAGGGAGAAGCUGCCAAUGGGGAGGCCACCCUGGCCAAGGAGGGCAGGCGCUUCAGCAGCAGGAUCUUCAGCCGACGGUCCAAGAGGCCCGCAGCGCCCAAUGGCACGGCCAGCGCCCUCUCCCCCAAGGCCUUGGCUGAAGCGGAGUUUAUGACGGGGAAGAGGCCCAAUGAGGGCUCCAGUGCCGACAUCUCAGGUAAAGGCAGUCCCAGUCCUGCCAAGAAUAGCAACUGCGUGAUCUCCUGAGCCGCGGGCCAGCUAUCGGAGGACCUGUGGACGCCCCCGUCCUGUCCUUUGGAGACACAGCUCAAACCCUGUGCCAGUUUGCACAUCGGACCCUAUUGGCCUUCCACCCCAGCAGCCUCCAUCCUGGCCUCAGGGACCCUGUAUCCUGGAUGUGAGGAUCUGCAGCAUCUCAAGUCAACUGCAUGCCUCCACAAGGCUGUCGUGGCCAGGCCGGGCUUACCCCUUGUUUACAUGAAGUGGAAGCUUCACUAGUGUCUGCUCUCCUUGCCCUGCAGGCCCCCAGGUGGGGUGAGCCUACAUCUUUAUACCUGAAUGUGAUGGGGUCUCCGGGGCAGCUCCAGUCCCCUGGUCUCUCCUUCCCUGGGCUUCCUGGUGCUGCUGGUUCCCCAAGAGGUCUGGUGGAAUAGAAGGGACGAGGACAGGGCUCUGAGCCAGGAACCCGAGCUUCUUCUCACUUGAGCUUCUGAACUCGAGUUGGGAGAUUCAGUGAGGAUGGCUGGGGGCUGGGGACUGUGGCCUUCCUGGCCUGUCUCUGCAGGCUCCUACUCUAGACUCUGCGUGGAUUGAGGGCAAAAUUUGACCCUGACAUUUUGAGAACCCUGGUGCUGGGGUCUCCUUUCCCUCCCCAGCACCAUCCUGAAUGGUCCAGGUCUCCUUGGCUGCUGCAAGCCGAUUUGGUGGUUCCCCAAGUGCCUUUACCUGAGCCCCCCCACCCCCAGCCUUUUGUGCAUUGAUCUGCAGCUCCAAAGCAGGGAGACCCUGGCUGAUGCUCUGGUGGUGUGGGAGGCUGGGCCCCAUCUUCAGGAGUGUUUGCCUUCCCUCCACCCUAGGACCCAGGGCUGGCCCUCGGUCCCCCUUACCAGCCAGGAUGUGCAUGCCUUCUCUAGUUACACGUUGGCCAAAGACCAGCCUUGACCUCCUGCCAAAGCCAGACUGUACCGAGGCGCCUCAGCCUCCCUGGCUUCUAAGGGCCCGGGCCUAAAUGCCAUGAUGCCAGGCCAGGAAGACCAGCUAAAAAUUGCACACUGCCCCCUCUUCAUAUGUGUGACAGAGCAGAUCUGUGGAGAGAGCUGGUGAGUGGACAGAAGAGAAACUGCCGGACCACAGGGGCUGAGGCCGGCCCCCACUUCUGGCUGGGUUGCUGGGGGGCCUGGAGAGCCCAGGGCUACGGCAACUGCAAAAGCACCACGCUCAGCCUCUCCCAGCCUCCUACCUUCUGAGCCAAACUCUCGUCCUUGCCUCUUUCCUUCUGCAAAACCCUGGGCACCAGCAGCACCUUGGUGGGGGCCACAUGCUCAGGUGGUGCAAACACCUGCAUUUGCUGGCAGUGGGAGCAGGGGAGCCCCGAGCAUCCUCCGAGAGGAGCCUGGCCUCCCAGGUGGGCGGGAGGAGGGCAGGGGAAGGAAGGGAGGACCUGGUUCCCGAAGGGGGUAGGGGGCUGAGGGACCUGACCCACCCCCCACCCCAACUCCCUGAGCUUGUGUGAGGAUUAAACACU
Dama dama (fallow deer) is the source of this 3067-nucleotide messenger RNA. It is a transcript of the gene SACK1F, whose product is annotated as family with sequence similarity 83 member F. The transcript has 5 exons. Lineage: Eukaryota; Metazoa; Chordata; Mammalia; Artiodactyla; Cervidae. The record is from RefSeq and is a predicted model, not a curated record. Bases 52 to 1569 code for a protein of 505 amino acids.